Messenger RNA from Colletotrichum godetiae, 1326 nucleotides. RefSeq lists its product as uncharacterized. The coding region runs from base 191 to 1033 and encodes 280 amino acids. NCBI's taxonomy places the organism in Eukaryota, Fungi, Ascomycota, Sordariomycetes, Glomerellales, Glomerellaceae. The record is from RefSeq and is a predicted model, not a curated record. The transcript is spliced from 3 exons.
GAUGCUAGUCAACCGCCCCUUAAUUCUUAAUUCUCCCCUUGAACCCUCCCUUCCUCCACAGUCGUCGUACGCAUCUCUUUCGUAACGCAGUCUGUUGGUCCCAAGGCAUCGCGUGUUUUGCCGCAUACCCGUCAAAGAAGAAGCUUAUUUCUUGCAUCUCGGUGUCUCCAAAUCCCACAUCACGGCAACAAUGCACGCCUCCUCACUCAAGACGUUCCUGGCCCUGGGCCUCGCCUCGGUCGCCUGUGCUCAGCACACCAAGCAGGAUGACGAGAUGGGCCCCGCCGCCUUCAUGUGGCCGGCCGACAGAGUCUGGAGCGGAGACAUGGAUAACCAGGCUCCGUGCGGUUCAAAGUCCGGUGCUGCCAACAGGACCGAGUUCCCCUUAGUUGGCGGAAAGGUCGCUCUCGUUGCUCAGGAUGAUUACUACAACAGCAAGAUCUCCAUCUCUUACCAGAACGACCCAACCUCCAACAGUGACUUCACAACCCUCAUCGAGGAACAAUCCGUCUCGGACCUGAACCCAGGCCACACAUGCGUCGACGUCCCCAACCCGCCCUCCUCUGUCGCAGCAGGCUCCAACGCCACCCUCCAAAUCAUCUACCGCGCCGACUGGGACGCUCCCCACAACCAGACCUUUUACGCCUGCGCAGACAUCACCUACGUCGAGGCCGCCACCUUCAACACCCGCAUCCCCUGCUUCAACGCCACCGAGCCGGGCGAGGACGACAUCGCCGCCACGGCGUCGCCUUCCGCCUCGUCGACCAACGCUGCCUCCAACUCUGGCUCUAGCAGCGGAAGCUCGGGAAGCAAGAAGUUGUCUGGGGGUGCGAUUGCCGGUAUCGUUAUUGGUGCUGUUGCUGGUCUUGGACUGUUGAUUGGUGCGGCGCUGUUCUUUUACCGCAAGAGUCAGCAGAAGAAGCGGAACUCGAGACUUGCCCGUAUGGAGGAGAAUGCGAAGCGCUCUGAGCAUUACAAUGCCGGCAAGGAUUCUACUUCGCAGAAUAGCAUUAAGAUGAACAACCUUCCUUGAGGUAGCAGGUAGAUGGAACUCGGCAUUGACGAGAAAGAAUGUUGGUGGUCAGGACGAAUUUUUGGCUUUUGGGGAAAAGGGGUAGCUGGGGAGAGAGGAUGAAUGGUACGUUGAAAUGAGGAAUGGGGGAUCUGAUGACGGACGAGGUGAGUUGGGUUAGUGGAUGUGAUGGGCUGGAGAGGUUAUGUGUUAUGUGCGAUGAGAUGAUAUCCAGUUCUUAGUUUAGCAAUGAUUUAUGUUUACGUUGUCUUCCUACCUUGUGAAUGGACCGCGAGCAUGACGAUACUGAGUGC